This is a messenger RNA of Camellia sinensis, 460 nucleotides long. The record is from RefSeq and is a predicted model, not a curated record. Lineage: Eukaryota; Viridiplantae; Streptophyta; Magnoliopsida; Ericales; Theaceae.
UUGUCCUUUCUCUAUUAUGCAGUGCAUGAGCAGUACUCCAACUAGUUGCAAUGCCCAAUGUUGUGAAAAAAUUCGCAAAUGGAUGGCAUCUUGCCUUGAAAGUGUGCAAAGAAGGGUUGAAAGAGAAAAGAAGUAUGGGGAAUCUCUCUUGAAAGAAGCAAAUGCGGCAGGUUUUGCCCGUGUUGAAGAUCACUGGAGGUAUACAACGUGUAAUGACCCUGCACAGUGCAAAAUAAUUUGUGAGAUGUACAAUGAGUGCCUUAGCAGGAAAGGCACGAAUUGUGAAUCUAUUGGCGACUACUGUCCCCAAUGUAAAAUAGGCUCCUAAAUGUUGUGUUGUUGUUCGCCAUUAUAUGAAUGUUUGGAGCACACUGAAGUCUAUAUAUUAUGCCUCUGAGAUGAGACACUUAUAUUUAUGGAUGGGGCAAACAUUCAGCUAAAGCAAUGUGUCUCCGUUUGG